Molecule: messenger RNA, 480 nt
Organism: Schizosaccharomyces osmophilus
Lineage: Eukaryota; Fungi; Ascomycota; Schizosaccharomycetes; Schizosaccharomycetales; Schizosaccharomycetaceae
Gene: tim18
Product: TIM22 inner membrane protein import complex and succinate dehydrogenase (SDH) anchor subunit Tim18
Exons: 1
Coding region: 1-480 (159 amino acids)
Biological process (GO): mitochondrial electron transport, succinate to ubiquinone; tricarboxylic acid cycle
Cellular component (GO): membrane; mitochondrial envelope
Molecular function (GO): heme binding; ubiquinone binding
Source: RefSeq, a predicted model, not a curated record
AUGUUGCAGACACGUCUUGGAUUUGGUGCUCUUCGUCAAAGCUCUGUUCUCUUUGCUGCAAGACCCUUUACUUCUAGUUCCGUCCGACAAAUCUUCCCUCCUCCUCCUCAAUCCAUCAAAGGUACCGUCAACGAUGCUACUGUAUUUCCCCCUCCUAGUAAGUUUCACGGAAGCUACCAUUGGAAUUUUGAACGUAUCGUCGCAAUUGGCAUGGUCCCUCAAGUCGUGAUGCCACUUUUCGCUGGUACAUCUCAUCCCAUUUUGGAUGCUGCCCUUGCUUGCACUAUGAUUACGCAUGCUCAUUUGGGAUUUGAAUCAUGUGUUAUUGACUAUUUCCCUAAGCGCAGAUUCCGUCGAAUUGGCCCUCUCGUGCACUGGAUUCUUCGUGGCUUCACAGUCCUCACUUUUAUUGGCGUUUAUGAAUUCAACACAAACGAUAUCGGCUUGACAGAGGGCAUUAAGAAGCUUUGGAAGGCAUGA